Molecule: messenger RNA, 2234 nt
Organism: Hyalella azteca
Lineage: Eukaryota; Metazoa; Arthropoda; Malacostraca; Amphipoda; Hyalellidae
Product: ubiquitin domain-containing protein 1
Exons: 6
Coding region: 86-793 (235 amino acids)
Molecular function (GO): protein binding
Source: RefSeq, a predicted model, not a curated record
CAGAAUUUAAUUUAUUGCUAGGUACCAUAUUUUGGGCAAUGCAUAGCAGUGCCUGGCUUCUCAAAACAGGGAUGAGAACAUUGUUAUGGGAGGCUGCAUAGGAAACCUGAGGAACCGUUCGCCCAGUAGGGCGUCCUCUGUAGAGCCUGCGGCAUCUGUGUCUUCUCCACAAGGUAGCCGAGGUGUUGGGAAGAAUGUUUCACUACGCCAUGAGGCAGUACGGUGGAAGUCUGACCUGCCAUUGACUGAGAAGCAAAUUCAAGACAAAAGAGAAGAAUUCUGGGACACAGCACCUGCUUUUGAUGGCAGAAAGGAAAUAUGGGAUGCACUGAAGGCUGCAGCCACUGCAUUUGAGAGUGAAGAUUAUGGUUUGGCGCAGGCUAUUGUUGAUGGAGCAAACAUCACAUUGCCCUAUGGCGGCCUCACUGACUGCUAUGAUGAGCUGGGCACCCGCUACCAGCUACCUGUCUAUUGUUUGUCGCUGCCUGUCAAUGUUGUUGCUGCAUGGGAGAAGAGUGCAUCUCUGCCCUCAGAGCAAGGCGGGUGGGUGGCUGGGGAAGAGAUCGUCAUCAAAGUGCGUCUUUCGACGACCUCCAAGGACAUCAAACUGCCCGUCCACUCUCUCGACACCAUCGCUGAGUGCAAGCAGCUCCUCAAGGAGCAAGAGGAUCUCGGGGAGGUGCGGCAGCGUUGGUUCUAUGGCGGCAUCCUUUUACCUGACCGCUUCCGUAUCAACGAGUUCAACAUCCCCCACAACCAUGUCAUCCAGAGUAUCAUCACUGAUAAUGUGUGAGACGGUGUAAGAUGAAGCUGCUGCUACAAACUAGAGCUUCAGUCCUCCAGGCCUGAUCCUGCCCCACGUUUUUCCUCAAACCCUGAGUUUAUCCCAACUUUCAGCCAUUGAACAGACAUAAAUUUCACAUUCAUCCUUGCAUUCAGCUAUUGAACAGCCAUAAUUUUCACAUCCAUCUCAGCCUUCAGCUAUCAAACUGACAUAAAUUCCACGUUGAUCCCAGCCUUCAGCUAUCAAACUUACAUAAAUUCUAUGAACAGCCAUAAAUUCUCAACCUUCAUUUCUGGAUGCCAUUUACUUGCAUUCUUACGCGAAGUUUAACGCCCCAAAUCGGCGCUACUGCGGAUCACGGCAAGUUCAGCUCGUGCGGAUCUCAUUAGAGACGCAAAUAACCUGCCUAAAUUACGCAAGUAACCUGCCUAAAUUACGCAAGUAACCUGCCUAAAUUACGCAAGUAACCGGCCUAAAUUACGCAAGUAACCUGCCUAAAUUACGCAAGUAACCAGCCUAAAUUACGCAAGUAACCUGCCUAAAUUACGUGCUGUGUACACGUGCUACUCAACAUUUAUGAAUCAAGUGGUCAUAAAUUUGUAUACUUUUUCUUCGUUAUUAAGGUUUGGUCUUCAAAUAAAGUUUCUUGUAACCUUUAAGAACGAUUUGUCGGUUAGUGAUGAUUCCAAAUUAUUAGAUAUGUUACCGGGAGUAAGGUGACUUAUGAAUUUCUUAAUAAUAAUAAAACUUGAUUUACCUGUCAUUUGAUGGCUUCGCACAUUGAGAUAAUACGAUAGUGUUAUUUAGACCUGACUUGGUUGCUUGAUGGUGAAGUAGUGUAAGGUUAUAUGCUCAACUCAGUCUGCUUGUGAGUCACAAUAAGAAUAAAUUGAGUCACACAACAUGAAAUGUCAGUCACAAAAUGAAUAAUGUGAUACAUAUGCACUAUAUGUCAUCAGUCACAAAAUGAAUAAUGUGAUGCAUAUGCCCUAUAUGUCAAUAAGAAGCUGAGUGGAAGUCACUAGAAAAGAUUUACAGUUUGUGCAAGACGGAACAUCUGGAGAUAAAUUGAUGUUGCCGUCUUUCGAAAAUGUUUAUCUUCUAUUAUUUGUUUAUUCGUCUUAUCAUUAUUAUUCAUUUUGAAUGGAAAUGAAACUUAGUGGAGAACAGUGCUGCUUAAACAGUGCUGGAGGGUUGCCAUGCCUCGCCGGCCCCUUUCACCCCCACUGACAAUAAAAAUAAAAUUUAUUUUUCAAUAAUUUUUCACGAUUCCCCCCGCCCCCACAUAACCGCUAUACGCUACCGCACAACCGCACCCAAGACAAAAUUCAGAGGCACGGUAGCUUCUGGCAAUCAGAAGCUGGGGCGGCACUGAAUUUUGAUGAAACGAUUUCUCCGUCCCAUACACUGUUAGAAAAAAACGGUGAAAAAACGGUCCCACUGGCGUUCU